CCGAGAUUCAAUAUUUAUCAACUUCUUGAUAAAUGCGGACUUAUACCGUUAAGUUCGUGCCGUUGUUAUUGAUAGGAGUUUCGAGAGAACGAGUCGAGACGAGUUGAGUAUACGAUAUAACCAAUUUGAGCCAAGUCUACCUUUGUCAGUUGGAACAGUUACGAAGGAACUUAUACUAUUCUGAAUAAACUCUACCUCUCAAUAAGUGACGCAACUCUAAGAAGCUAAAACGCCUUAGCUCUUACUUUUUGUUAAUAAACCCAUAGUGUAUGCUUGAUCCCUGGUUCCCCGGUAAUGCUUAGCUCUUAGCCGAACAAGACCGGGGUUAGCAGCAUGGGGGACGGGCUACGGGGUCUAUGGGGUAGUGCUACAUAGCGCGCCAUCCUUUUCCCUGACACCGCUUUGCAUACCUAAGGUACCUCUGUACCGACUGUUAUAAGUCUCGAUACCCUCCUCAACCGGGGCUUGUUGUGAACUUCGAUGACAAUAGCUCUAUUUCGUGUUCUUUCAUACUUGCGUUAUACCCUCCCCACUAUACACCUGUACGGGAUACCUAUAUCCUGCCGCCUGCGUAUUAGCUGUACGGUCUAGUUUAGAUAAUUACCUCUUGAGACUUAGACGGGGUUGUCAUUUCGUUAACUACAACAUCAUCUAAUAUUAUGUCUGGACCGACGUCACGGUUGAGGAAUCUACUCGGCCAUCUAGGGCCGACAACCCCGAAGUCGCCCGUUGGCGUUGACCAUACCCAUCACAUCCACCAGCUGUCCCCAACAUUUUUUCUAGAGAGGGCUGCUGCUAUCGAACCCGAUGCUCCCGCUAUAUAUCACGUUACAGCCAACAACAAAGUCCUAAGGAGGCCGUAUAGCGAAUUCGCGGACCGUGCCAGGGGGUUAGCCUACUACAUUCGAGAACACGGCUAUAAACGUGUCGGUAUACUGGCGACUAACACGCCUGCUUUUUUGGAAUCGAUAUUCGGAAUCGUGGCCGGUGGCGGGGUCAUCGUUCCUGUAAACUAUCGCUUAAAACCCGAUGAUAUCACCUAUAUUUUUGAUUUUGCCGAGGUAGAUUCCAUCAUCGUGGAUAACGAAUAUCUACCGUUAUUAGAAGAGUUUAAGAAGAGCCAUCCUAAUGUACCCUUCAUCGUUGACCUGGAUACCGAUGCGACUGAGGGUGAGCUCUGUGGUCCAUUCGACGAGGCGGUGCUGGAAGGCUUGAAAUAUGACCAAGCACAUGGUAACAAGGGGUGGGCUGGUCUGCACGUCCAGGACAUCCACGAAGAUGACAUGAUCGCUAUUCCAUUCACAUCAGGAACGACUUCGAGGCCUAAAGGAUGCGUCUAUACACACCGAGGCGCAUACCUUGCGGCACAAGCUAACGUUAUUGAAUCCGGAUUGAGUCCUGACACGGGGAGGUGUAAAUAUCUAUGGACACUACCGAUGUUUCACGCCGUAGGCUGGACAUUCCCGUGGGCAGUAACCGCGGCUCGAGGCACGCAUUAUUGCCUCAGGAGAGUUGACUAUCCGUUAAUUUGGAAACUUCUGAAGGAAGAAGGGAUCACAAAUUUUAGUGCGGCGCCGACGGUGAAUACUUUGCUCUGCACUUCGAAAGAAGCAGCGAGGUUACCACAGCCCGUGAAGGUCACCGUAGCCGCGAGUCCGCCAACGCCACACCUUUUUAAGCAGAUGACCGAUCUAAAUCUACACCCCCUCCAUGUAUACGGCCUGACGGAGACGUACGGCCCAAUAACGAAGGGAUACCGCCUCCCACAAUGGGACGCCCUGCCAGAGUCGGAGAGAUACAUCAAGAUGGCUCGCCAGGGACACGGCUUCAUAACCAGUCUUCCGAUCCGCAUCGUCAAAACCGAUCAGCCGGAAGGUGUUCUCGUUGACGUCGCCAAGGACGGUAAGGAGAUUGGCGAAAUUGUCUUCUUCGGUAAUAUCUGCUGCAAGGGUUACUACAAGGACCCAGAAGCUACGAGGAAGCUCUUCGCUGGUGGCGCACUACACUCUGGCGACUUGGCUGUCUGGCAUCCGGAUGGCAGUGCGCAGAUCCAGGACCGGGCUAAGGAUAUUAUUAUCAGCGGCGGAGAGAACAUUUCCUCAGUCGCACUCGAGGCCAUGCUAGUCCAGCACCCCGACGUCCUCGAAGCAGGCGUCGUAGCCGUACCAGAUUCGCAUUGGGGUGAGCGACCCAAGGCGUAUCUAACAGUCCAAGAAGGAAAGACGCUAGAACCGCAAGACGUGAUCAACUGGGCUCGCAAUCAAAGCGCGAUCAGCAAGUUUAUGAUCCCGCGGGAAGUCGAGAUAGUCGACGAACUCCCUAAGACGAGUACCGGGAAGAUUCAGAAAAACGUUCUGAGGCAGUGGGCGAAGGCAGGGAGGAAGUAAUAGCAUGACGACAAGAAAAAGCGUACUCUGAGGAAUGGCACAAAGUAUAUGGCUACGAACCGGAGAGCGAGUGUGGAAUUAUGAGGUAGUAUGUAUACCAUAAAGCAGUUCAAAUUAAGAGGCGACCAGCGAGCAUUUCAGAGCCAAUUGGCUGUAAAUAGGAAUAAAUCUAGAUUUAGGUAAUCUGCUAUAAGGGCAAGCCACCUGCGCGUACACACGCUUAAAGCUCGCCUUGUUCAGUUCAAAA
Molecule: messenger RNA, 2634 nt
Organism: Daldinia vernicosa
Lineage: Eukaryota; Fungi; Ascomycota; Sordariomycetes; Xylariales; Hypoxylaceae
Product: acetyl-CoA synthetase-like protein
Exons: 7
Coding region: 660-2387 (575 amino acids)
Source: RefSeq, a predicted model, not a curated record